AUGAGGAGAUAAAUUGUAGUAGAUUAAGAAGAUUGUGAUGAUGGUAAUUAUAAUCCAUUUGAUGGUUGUCAUAAUUGUAAAUUUGCUUGUAACUUUGCAUGUGAUAUUUGCUAUAAUAGGAGAUGUUAUGCAUGUAAAAGUGGAUAUGAAUUAGUAAGUGGUAAAUGUUGUUCUAUUUGUUUAAACAAAUCUCUUACAUUGUUAUAAUAAUGA
Molecule: messenger RNA, 213 nt
Organism: Paramecium pentaurelia
Lineage: Eukaryota; Ciliophora; Oligohymenophorea; Peniculida; Parameciidae
Source: the annotation of a GenBank genome assembly